Messenger RNA from Salvia hispanica, 1578 nucleotides. The record is from RefSeq and is a predicted model, not a curated record. NCBI's taxonomy places the organism in Eukaryota, Viridiplantae, Streptophyta, Magnoliopsida, Lamiales, Lamiaceae.
AUGGAUUUGGAGGAGAAUGGGAGCCCAAUAGAGAGGUUCGUGGAUGAGACGGAAGGUGGGCACUUUUUUGAUGAGCGUGAUGAACGGUGUUCUAUGGACACGCUAGAGCGGCUGCUAUGGGAUGACUUUUGGCACAUUGAGGUUCUUGACACGAAAUAUCAAUUCAUUCACUGUCUGGUGCGGGAUGAAAGAGAUAUGAAUUUCAGAUUCAAUGCAGUCUAUGGACACCUUUUUCCUAGUCGGCGUGACAUACUUUGGCAACAAUUGGCAUAUAUUCAAGUUGCGAAUGAUCUGUUGUUAUUUGGGAAAGCUGAUGUAGUCUCUGCUGAGAAUGUUGCUCAAGUAUUGGAUGAGUUCUGCACAAGCUCAGGUAUGAAAGUUAGUACUACAAAGACUACCAUAUCUUUCUCCAAAAAUGUGAAAAAUGAAACUCGAAGAAACUUGAAAGAGUUGUUGGGAGUGCGUGAAGUGCAGGGCUUGGGUAAAUACCUAGGAGUCCCCUUAUUGCAUAGGAGGGUGAAUAAGAAUACAUAUGCUUACAUUGUUGAUAUAAUGAAGGGCAAAAUAGCGAAUUGGACCAUCGGUAGAAUGUCAUUAGCAGGGAAAGUCUCCUUAGCUCAAUCAAUGCUGAGUACAAUGCCCCUUUAUGCUAUGCAGACAGCAAAAAUCCCAAUAGGCACAUGUGAUGAAAUGGAGAAAGUGAUCCGAGGUUUUGUGAUGAGCAUGGUGGCAUGGGAUAUGGUGACCUGCUCAAGAGAAGAAGGUGGGUUAGGAUUGAGAAAUCUUCAUUUGGUGAAUAAUGCUUUUGGUAUGAAGGCAGUGGAUUUUUUCGUUGAUAGCUCAGGUUUGGCAUGGGAUAUGUUUGAGCGAUUUGUUCCAGCUGAGGUAGCUAGUAUUAUUGCUGCUACUUCACCUCCAAGAGCAAUGGAAGAAGAUGAUGUAGCUUUUUGGGGACCUUCGUCGACAGGAGACUUCACAGUAAAAACCGCAUAUGACAGUCUAGCGAGAGUGCCUGAAUCAGUAAGUUACUUACCGUGGGCGAGAAUUUGGAAUUGGUAUGGGCCACAACGAAUUAAGGCUUUCUUUUGGCUUCUCUUGAAAAAUGGUGUGCUGGUUAACACAGAAAGGAGGAGAAGCUCUAAACUUCAAACGGGAAGUGAGGUGAAUUCGUGCACCAUCUUUGGAGUGGGGUGCUGGAGUGUGUGGAAGAAAAUGUGUGGAUUCGUUUUGAAUAAUGAAAGAUUGAGUUCUAAGCCUGUUAUAUCACAAACUAUAAUUAUGGCAAAGAAUGUGGAGUAUGCGAGAAUGGCUGCUGUAGUGGGUGAGGGUUUGCCUAGACAACCAGUGUCAGUCUUCUGGCAACCACCAUUGUCAACUAUAUUGAAGCUGAACACGAAUGCUUCCUUAGAGAAGGGGACCGGCCGUGCAUAUGGGGGAGGACUUUUCCGUGAUGUUUUAGGACAGUGGGGACAAGGUUUGUUGCAAACAUUAGAAAAUUGCAAAAAGGAUGAGAAUAAGAAUGUUGAGGUAGAGAACGACAAUCCUGUAGUUGUUGCUUUACAGAGAAAUUUGAGGUGA